Molecule: messenger RNA, 1991 nt
Organism: Cheilinus undulatus (humphead wrasse)
Lineage: Eukaryota; Metazoa; Chordata; Actinopteri; Labriformes; Labridae
Gene: il17rel
Product: interleukin 17 receptor E-like
Exons: 18
Coding region: 119-1738 (539 amino acids)
Molecular function (GO): interleukin-17 receptor activity
Source: RefSeq, a predicted model, not a curated record
CACACAUCACUGUGGAUGUCAUCAUUUUCAGGACAGCCUAAAGCACAACACCCAUCCUCUGAGGCAGCAGAGCAGCUGAAGAAGGCAGAGAACAGACGUCAGAGUGUGGAUAUAGAAAAUGAUCCUGUUUGUGGCCUUGCUGUUGUCUUACUGUUUUUUUGGUCUGAAUGGAGCAGCAGGACUUGAGAGGAUAAACAAAUGCGGCACCAGGUGUUCUCAGGGCCUCCGCUGCAGGACCAAGCCAGACUAUUUCUUUCAUCCUUCAUGUGAGAAUCCUCCGGAAGGUCUCAACUCCUCCUCCAUCUUCAGGAACAUCAGCCUCUCCACAGUCAUGAGAUGUGAAGGGAGACAGAAGUGCUCGCUACACCUUAGAAUAAAAAAUGCUGUACUUCUUUCUGAGUCCAUCCAUGGUUUAUCCAUCUGCACCAGCUCUGCAGGAAUGAUCGGCAACUGCCAAAUCAUCAGCUUCAAAAAUCAUAGAAAGACAGGACUCCAGGUGGAGGUUGAGAAUGACUGCACUGAAGUUUCACUGAGCCAGCAUGUCAAAGUUACAGUGAAAACCAUGCCAAGCUUCUGUGGCAUAUCCUGGACUGGUGCCUACAGAGCUCCAGAAUGCAACAAUGAAGAUAUGCAAAGACAUGUCCCAGAAUGCAUUACUGGGAGGCUUUCCUACAGUGUAAACACACAGAGGAAAGAGCUGACUGUCGGUGUGUCAGACAUGCUGGAAGAUCACAACUACUACCUCCGUCUGUGCCGCAAGGAUUUCAUCUGCAUGGGCACAGGAGCACACACACUGAUCAAGAAGGAGGAACUGGAUAAGAGCAUCACUUUCCCAUACUCACGCCCUUUGCCCUGCCUCUGCAUAGAGGGAUGGUCAGCUGUGACUGAUGCCCCAAGAGUCCAAGUCUGCCCCUUCAGAGACCAUGUGGAGGAGCUGUGGUUUGGGAUUAACUUUGACCCGCUGGAAGAGACGCUGUCGUGGGAACCCACCUGUCCCGUCACUGCUCUGGUCGUGUUAUGUCAGAAGAGAGAGGGUGAGGUGUGUGAGGAUCUGCCUCAUGCCUCACAGAAUGUUGGCAGAGCGAAGGUGUCAUUUACCAAAGUGGAUCCUCACCCUCAACUUUGCAUGAAGUUCACUACAGGCUCUCAGUCCUGGACCAGAUGCCCUUUUGCUGAUGCAGGAUUACAAGCCUGGGACUUCAGUGUGACCAGACGUCAGCGUCAUGACGACGUGAAGCUGUCGUCACGAAUCACCGCAAACUUUUCUGUUGGGCUGUGUGAAAAAUCCGAAAGCUCCACUGAGUGCCAGAUCACCACGACACGCAUCGUGCACAUGGAAAAGCAUGAAGCUGUUGACUUAAACCUGGCGGGAGAAUCAUGCAACACCUGUCUACAGGUCAAGAGGCUGGACGUGAGGUUUGCUGCCACAGUCCUUCACUGUUUUGAAGAAUGCAAUGAAGCAUCGUCUGUCCAGACCGUGUUCUCCACCAGAGCCUCUGGGGACUCUGCCUGGGUCAUUGUUCCCGUUGGUGUUGGCCUCUCUGCCAUCAUAAUUGUAGCCCUGGCUCUCCAUGUUCUCCUAACAGUGUAUCAGAAGAGGAAGCAGAGAAGAAAUGCAGACUGUGCUUCUGAUAAGCAAACUGAUCCUGCUAAUGAAUGUGCGGUCCGGAUAGUGCCGUCUCCGGCUCUCAUUCCUGACUGUGGGAACACGGAGAAGGCCAACUUAAUCUCUGACUGACCGACCAAAGAGGAGGGUUCCAUUUAAAAGCAUUAGCGGUAUAAAACUUUAAAGAUGUUACAGUGAAGAAGUUCUCUGUUGAAUGCAGUGUUUUAAAUUUGAUGCAAACAUUUCAAAAGUUUUAUAUUUCACUGUAUAUAUGUGACAGUGUGCUUCUAAAUGUUACUGCCUGUUGUCUGCCUGGGUAAAGGUUUGCUAUCUCAUGUUUUUGUUACAACAUUCAUUCAUUUUGCAGCUAAAAAGUCGAUUUCAC